This is a messenger RNA of Prunus armeniaca (apricot), 615 nucleotides long. The record is from the annotation of a GenBank genome assembly. Lineage: Eukaryota; Viridiplantae; Streptophyta; Magnoliopsida; Rosales; Rosaceae.
AUGGAUCCUCCUUCACCCCAAGCACUCAUUUCUGCCAUGGAGCAAUUGUACAGUUUAGGAGCACGGGAUGAGGAGGGGCUGCUCACCAAAUUAGGUAGGAAAAUGGCUGAGUUUCCUCUGGAUCCACCCUUAUCUAAGAUGCUAUUGGCCAGUGUGGACCUUGGAUGCAGCCUAGGGAAAAACAAGCAGGCAGAUCAGAAGAGAGCCAAGUUUUUCCAGCCAGAGGGAGAUCAUCUGACUUUACUUGCAGUCUAUGAGCCUUGGAAAGCUAAGAAUUUUUCAGGGCCAUGGUGUUUUGAGAACUUUGUUCAGUCUCAAUCCUUGAGGAGGGCACAGGAUGUCAGAAAACAGCUUCUCAGCAUCAUGGACAACAGCGCCCUCUUCCAGAGACAACCAGAUUGGGUGAUCUACCAUGAACUGGUUAUGACUACAAAGGAGUACAUGAGCAAGGUGACGGUCGUCGACCCCAAAUGGCUCGUGGAACUGGCACCCAGGUUCUUCAAAGUGGCAGAUCCCACCAAGAUGAGCAAGUGCAAGCGUCAAGAACGUAUUGAACCGCUAUAUGAUAGAUACCAUGAACCGAACUCUUGGCGUCUUAGUAAGCGACGUGCUUGA